Molecule: messenger RNA, 885 nt
Organism: Auxenochlorella protothecoides
Lineage: Eukaryota; Viridiplantae; Chlorophyta; Trebouxiophyceae; Chlorellales; Chlorellaceae
Product: SUMO-activating enzyme subunit 1B-1
Exons: 6
Coding region: 1-885 (294 amino acids)
Biological process (GO): protein sumoylation
Cellular component (GO): SUMO activating enzyme complex; cytoplasm
Molecular function (GO): SUMO activating enzyme activity
Source: RefSeq, a predicted model, not a curated record
AUGGUAGCAGAGGGCGGGCUCACAGAGAAGGAAGCGGCUGUGUAUGAUCGACAGCUGCGUGUAUGGGGUGUGGAGACACAGAAAAGGCUGAGCUCCGCCAAGGUCCUCAUCGUCGGGUGCACGGGCCUUGGAGCCGAGGUGGCCAAGAACAUUGUGCUGGCCGGUGUGGGGUCGGUGACCCUCGUGGAUGACACGCCAUGCGCACAGCGUGACCCAGGCAACUUCCUCGUCCUGGCAGACGCUGACGGCAGCCGGACGGUGGCGCAGGCAUGUGCGGCCAUGCUCCGGGAGAUGAACCCCCUGGUGGAUGUGCAAGCCCAGGCCGGCCCGCCGGCGGGGUCUGGGCUAGAAAGGGAGGCGCACGGCCUGGUGCUGGACCUGACGGGGGACCCGGCCAGCGUGUCGGCCUCCAGCGUAGCGUGCCGGGCGGCAGGCCUCCCUUUCUUCGCGGGGGGCAGCCGGGGCACGAUCGGCUGGGCCUUUGCCGACCUGGGCGAGCACCGCACCAGCUACCCCUCCUGGGCUCGCGCCAUGGCUGCGGACGUGGGUGGCCGCAGCCUGAAGCGCGUGCACCCCGUCUACCUCAUGCUCAGAGCCCAGGCGCUCAGCCCGAGCGGGGCUGGCGAGGGAGCAGGCGCCGCCGCUGCCGACGCCAUCGCGCGACUGGACGAGGAGCUGGGGAGGCCCAGCAGCCUGCAGGCAGAGGCCCUGGAAAGCAUGACCUGCACCGCGCAUGGCCUGCCCGCGGUGUCCGCCGUACUGGGCGGCAUCCUGGCGAACGACGUGCUCAAGGCCGUCUCGGGGCGGGGCAGGCCCAUGGACAACUUCUUCCUGUACUCCAUCGCCGACGGCGCGGGGGUCGUGGACCGAUGGGGGGAUGCCUGA